Molecule: messenger RNA, 1074 nt
Organism: Anthonomus grandis grandis
Lineage: Eukaryota; Metazoa; Arthropoda; Insecta; Coleoptera; Curculionidae
Exons: 3
Coding region: 133-576 (147 amino acids)
Biological process (GO): regulation of synaptic transmission, cholinergic; positive regulation of voltage-gated potassium channel activity; sleep
Source: RefSeq, a predicted model, not a curated record
AACCCGAGAGUGAGAGAGAGACUCCUUGACUCCCUUCUCAGUAAAAUUUCGUUCACUUCAGUCGCUCGUCCGAAUCUCGUUUUGGCUCGUGUAAAGUUUCACUCUUUAAUAGUAAAAGUGUUUGGGGAAAAAAUGGCAAAAUUCACUUGUUCGAUCGUCGUUGUUAUGGCUAUCAUGGCCACCACAGCGUCUGCAUUAACCUGUUACUCCUGUAACAGCAAGGACAGUGUCGCUUGCAAAUGGGGGCUAACUUCAUUCACCUAUAACACAGAAGAGUGUGGCAGUAUAGGCAUUUUGGACAGCAUUGGUGCUGGAGCUAAAUGCUACAAAAUCACCGCUAAAAAUCACCAGGGUGACGAAUACGUCGCUCGUGGUUGUCAAAGCGCCCCAGCAUUCGGUUGUAACGCAAUCGCGUCCACCAUCGGAUGGGUGUCCGGUCAAAGUAGUUCCGAUCCGAACGCGGUGAGCGACAUCUCGUGCGAAACCUGCGACAAGGAGAAGUGCAACUCGGCCCCCAAGAUCACCGGAUUCACCCUCCUCGGACUUUUAUUGGCCGCUUUUGCAUUUUUAUUUUAAAAUUUCAUCCGUCUUUUUUUUAAUUGUGUUUUUAGGUAUUUUAGUCGGUUUUACAAAAUUACCCCAUUCUGUAAUAAGUUGUAAAAACGUCAUAAAAAUGUGUUAUUUUUAUAUACAUUUUGUCACUUUAUAUACAAUAAUUGCCUUUUAACAUUUUUCUUACAUAAUAUUUAAACUUGUUUAUUGGUCGUGCCUGAAGCGACUAUUGUUAUACCCCAAAGAUAUUUUUUAUACGAAUUAUUUGUAUUUUUUUUCUUAGUUUUUAAGUUUUUAUUUUACACAUUAAUCUUUCUAAGCGAAUAUUUAUAUGACAACAAUAUUAAUUUUUUAAUAAACAAAGAAAAUGUUGCAACAAUAUAAUUAUUGUGAAAAAAAAUAGUAGUUUGUAGUUUGGCCUAUAGUAAUAAUAUCGCAAAUUCUUAUAUUAUAUUUAUUGUAAAGUGUAUUUUUGUGUAAUAUGUAUUUUAAAUAUAAUAGAUCUAGGAUGUACGUAAAAUA